CAGGGCACUGAUGAUCAGUGUAGCCCCAGCAGUACCACCUGUCAGUGUCCAUCAGUGCCAGCUCUCAGUGCUCAUCCAUGCCACCUGCCAGUGCCCAUCAGUGCCACAUAUCGGUGCCCAUCUGAGCUGCCUUUCAGUGUCACCCAUCGGUGCCAGCCAGUGCCACCUAUCAAUGCUGCCUAUCAGUGCCAUAUAUCAAUGCGGCCUUUUAGUGCCCAUCAGUGAUGCCUGUCAAUGCCCAUCAGUGCCACCUACCAGUGCCUCCUCAUCAGUUCCACCUAUCAGUGUCCAUCAGUGCAGCCUAUCAGUGGCCAUCACUGCAGCCUCAUUAGCGCACAUCAGUGAAGGAGAAAAAUCACUUAUUUACAAAAUUUUAGAA
Messenger RNA from Staurois parvus, 379 nucleotides. The record is from the annotation of a GenBank genome assembly. NCBI's taxonomy places the organism in Eukaryota, Metazoa, Chordata, Amphibia, Anura, Ranidae.